AUGCAAAGCCGGCUGGAGUUAAGAAUAACCACCGAGAAGAAUAAAAUUCUGAAAGAGGCACUCGCGGGGCUGGUGGAGGGAAUUACUCUAGAAGAAGAGGGCAGCGAGCUUGUGAUAAAACUAGAAGAAAGCGGUAGAUUGAUAAAAAAUGCACACAUUGUAGUUUCGUACACCAACUAUGUACUUAAGACAAUAAACGAACUUGCACAGCUCGAAGAAAAAGAAAAACAGAGAAAAGAAUAA
Messenger RNA from Nematocida minor, 243 nucleotides. RefSeq lists its product as uncharacterized. The transcript has a single exon. The record is from RefSeq and is a predicted model, not a curated record. Bases 1 to 243 code for a protein of 80 amino acids. Lineage: Eukaryota; Fungi; Microsporidia.